AUGGUGACUCCACCCAACAAACCAACUCCCCAAACAAGGGCCAGGUAUUCUGCUACAGAACAUGUGAAGGCUCUGGAUAUCAGAUACGCAAGGCUGAGGGCUGCACUGUUCCCCUACAGGCUGAGAGCUGCUCUGUUCCCCUACAGGCUGAGGGCUGCUCUGUUCCCCUACAGGCAGAGAGCUGCUCAGUUCCCCUACAGGCAGAGAGCUGCUCUGUUCCCCUACUGGCUGAGGGCUGCACUGUUCCCCUACAGGCUGAGGGCUGCACUGUUCCCCUACAGGCUGAGGGCUGCACUGUUCCCCUACAGGCUGAGGGCUGCACUGUUCCCCUACAGGCUGAGGGCUGCACUGUUCCUCUACAGGCAGAGAGCUGCUCUGUUCCCCUAUAGGCUGAUGGCUGCUCUGUUCCCCUACAGGCUGAUGGCUGCUCUGUUCCCCUACAGGCUGAUGGCUGCACUGUUCCCCUACAGGCUGAGGGCUGCUCUGUUCCCCUACAGGCAGAGAGCUGCUCUGUUCACCUACAGGCUGAGAGCUGCUCUGUUCCCCUACAGGCAGAGAGCUGCUCUGUUCCCCUUCAGGCAGAGAGCUGCUCUGUUCCCCUACUGGCUGAGAGCUGCUCUGUUCCCCUACUGGCUGAGGGCUGCUCUGUUCCCCUUCAGGUUAAGGGCUGCUCUGUUCCCCUACAGGCAGAGAGCUGCUCUGUUCACCUACAGGCUGAGAGCUGCUCUGUUCACCUACAGGCUGAGAGCUGCUCUGUUCCCCUACUGGCUGAGGGCUGCUCUGGUGAAGUUGUGGGCCUCAGCGUUCGGAGGAGAGAUCAAGUCCAUCUCAGCCAAGUACUCUGGUUCCCAGCUACUGCAGAAGACAGUACAGACAAAGUAUAAGGAGUUUGAGCGAGCGGUGCGUGUAGAAGAGAUAGAUGGAUUGAGGUUGGUGAAGAAGCUGGCUGAGAACAUGGAGGAGAUGUUCCACAAGAAGUCUGAAGCCAUGAAGCGUCUGGUGGAGGCAGCAGAGGAGGCCCACCUGCAGCAUGAAGAUGACCCAGACCUACAGCUGUAUCUCUCUCUGCCUCUCUCUCUCUCUCUCUCUAUUUAUCUGCCCCUCUCCUCCUUUCUCUCAGACUCAGCUAUAGUAAAUGGAGUUUACUGGUCUGAAGCCUUGAAUAAAGUGUUUGUGGAUAACUUUGAGAGGGACCCAUCCCUCAUAUGGCAGUACUUUGGCAGUGCCAAGGGCUUCUUCAGGCAGUACCCAGGGAUCAAAUGGAGACCAGAUGAACAUGGAGUCAUUGCUUUCGACUGUCGCAACCGCAAAUGGUACAUCCAGGCAGCCACAUCUCCUAAGGAUGUAGUGAUCUUGGUGGAUGUGAGUGGCAGUAUGAAGGGCCUGAGGCUGACCAUUGCCAGACAGACCGUCUCUUCCAUACUGGACACACUGGGGGACGACGACUUCUUCAAUGUCAUUGCUUACAACGACGAGGUACACUAUGUAGAGCCAUGCCUGAAUGGAACUCUGGUCCAAGCUGACGUCACCAACAAAGACCAUUUCCGGAUGAAUCUGGAUAAGCUGUUAGCUAAAGGCAUCGGCAUGCUGGACGUAGGUCUCACUGAAGCCUUCGAGGUCCUCAAUGAUUUUAACCAGACAGGUCGAGGCAGUGUGUGUAGUCAGGCCAUCAUGUUGGUGACCGAUGGGGCAGUUGAUACUUAUGACUCUGUGUUCGCCAAGUACAACUGGCCCGACAGAAAGGUCCGGAUAUUCCCCUACCUGAUUGGUCGAGAGUCAGCCUUCGCAGAUAACCUGAAAUGGAUGGCCUGCGCCAAUAAAGGUUACUUCACUCAGAUUUCCACUCUGGCUGAUGUACAGGAGAAUGUGAUGGAGUAUUUGCAUGUGCUCAGUCGGCCCAAAGUCAUUGCCCAAGAGCACGAUACGGUGUGGACCGAGGCCUACAUUGACAGCACCGUGAGUGGACACCGCUCCCCCAUCUCUCACAUGGGAUAA
This is a messenger RNA of Salvelinus namaycush (lake trout), 1995 nucleotides long. RefSeq names its product calcium channel, voltage-dependent, alpha 2/delta subunit 3a (gene cacna2d3a). Gene Ontology annotation, molecular function: voltage-gated calcium channel activity. The transcript is spliced from 18 exons. Gene Ontology annotation, cellular component: voltage-gated calcium channel complex. The record is from RefSeq and is a predicted model, not a curated record. Bases 1 to 1995 code for a protein of 664 amino acids. NCBI's taxonomy places the organism in Eukaryota, Metazoa, Chordata, Actinopteri, Salmoniformes, Salmonidae.